GCUCUGAUUUGCCGUGGUAUGUGCCAUGAGGAAGCUCUUCUUCUCCGAGUUGUCCUCCUGCAAGGAGACCAAGCUCCACGCCGCCACACACUCAUGGCUGCCUCUCGACAAAGGGAAGCUCUCCAAGUUCACUGCUCACUCCAGCUCAUCCUCUUCCUCCUCCAUAGAAUCUCUGAUGAAAAUGCCGGAGCCGGCGGUUCUUCCGCACUUUAAGCCCGCUGACUACGUCGAUAUACUGGCUCAGAUUCACGAGGAGCUGGAGUACUGCCCUCCGGAUGACAGGUCAUGCCUGUACCUGCUCCAGUUCCAGGUUUUCCGCGGCCUUGGGGAGACCAAGUUGUCGCGGAGGAGCCUCCAGGCCGCGUGGGAGAAGGCGAGCACCAUACACGAGAAGCUCAUAUUCGGGGCUUGGCUCAAGUACGAGAAGAGAGGAGAGCAGCCGAUAUCUGACCUUCUUGGCUCCUGCGGCAAGUGCUCCCAGGAGUUCAAGCUGCUGGAUUUCGUCUCGCAGAUCUCUGCCGAGUCACAUGGGAUGAUAAGCUAUGACGACGAGUCUGAUGAAUUCCAGGGUUCUUCCGUGGUUCAUCUCCGGAUAAGAGAUGACAUGAUCGCAUGUGAUCGCCGGAAGCUUGCCGCGUUGUCUACUCCACUCUAUGCAAUGCUUAAUGGCGGCUUUCGGGAAUCAUAUCUUGAAGUCAUUGACAUGUCUCGAAACGGCAUAUCCCCUGUCGGUAUGCGAGCAAUCAGUAAAUUCAGCCUGUCAGGAAGACUGCCGUAUUUGUCAGCUGAAGCUAUUCUGGAAAUGCUUGAUUUCGCCAAUAAAUUCUGCUGCAAGGGCCUCAAGGAUGCUUGCGAGCGAAAGCUUGCUUCUUUUGUUUCCUCCAGGCAAGAUGCUAUAGACUUCAUGGAGUGUGCUAUUGAGCUGGGCUGUUCCAUUCUUGCGGCCUCAUGCUUGCAGGUUCUCUUGAAUGAACUUCCAGAGUGCUUGAAUGAUGAGCAAGUGGUUAGGAUAUUCUCCUCAGCAAAUAAGCAGCAGAGGUCCACCAUGGCUGGCAAUGCAUCUUUCUCUCUAUAUUGCCUUCUUAGUGAAGUCUCCAUGAGCAUCAGUGCAACAUCGGAUGUCACCAUAAGCUUCUUGGAAAAGCUGGUGGACUCAGCAUCAGAUUCUAGACAGAAGCAGCUGUCUUUGCAUCAACUGGCUUGCAUGAGGCUGCUAAGGAAAGAUCACACUGAAGCUGAGCGCCUGUUCAAUGCUGCCUUUACCGCUGGUCAUCUCUACUCGGUAGUUGGCUUGGCUAGAUUGGCCUCUCUGAGGAGCAAUAGGCACUUUUCUCUCAAGUUGCUUGACUCUGUCAUGUCAUCUCGUUGGCCUCUUGGGUGGAUGUAUCAAGAGAGAGCACUAUAUUUGGAUGGUGAUAGCAAGCUGGAAAAUCUCAACAAGGCUACUGAGUUGGAUCCUACGCUGACAUAUCCUUAUAUGGUUCGAGCUGCUUCUUUGAUGAAAAGGCAAAGUGUUGAAGCUGCCCUGAUGGAGAUUAACCGGAUCCUGGGAUUUAAGCUGGUUCUGGAAUGCUUAGAGCUAAGGUUCUGUUGCUACCUUGCUCUUGAGGAUUAUAGAGCCGCCUUAUGUGAUGUCCAGGCAAUCCUUACGCUCGCUCCAGAUUAUCGUAUGAUUGGUGGUCGAGUUGCUGCAAAGCAGCUGCGUAUGCUUGUGAUGGAGAAUGUAGAACAAUGGACAACUGCUGAUUGCUGGAUGCAGCUCUAUGAUCGGUGGUCCUCUGUGGAUGAUAUAGGAUCACUCUCGGUCAUAUAUCAAAUGCUGGAGUCAGAUGCUGCUAAAGGAGUUCUGUACUUCAGGCAAUCUUUGCUACUUCUCAGAUUAAAUUGUCCUGAGGCUGCAAUGCGCAGCUUGCAGCUUGCUCGUGAGCAUGCAUCAAGCCAACAUGAACGACUUGUUUAUGAAGGCUGGAUACUGUAUGAUACUGGCCACUGCGAGGAAGGAUUGCAGAAAGCGGAAGCAUCCAUUGCAAUACAAAGAUCAUUUGAGGCGUUCUUCUUGAAAGCUUAUGCUUUAGCUGAUUCGAGUCUUGAGCCAUCAACCUCAGCAACAGUUGUAUCGCUUCUUGAAGAUGCAUUACGUUGCCCCUCGGAUAGACUUAGGAAGGGCCAAGCCUUGAACAACCUUGGGAGUGUUUAUGUGGACUGCGGGAAGCUAGACCUGGCAGCUGAAUGCUACAUUAAUGCCCUAAAGAUUGGGCACACAAGAGCUCAUCAAGGCCUCGCCAGGGUCCAUUUCCUUAGGAACAACAGAACUGGUGCAUUCGAGGAAAUGACCAAGCUAAUUGAAAAGGCCAGGAGCAAUGCAUCAGCAUAUGAAAAGAGGUCUGAGUACUGCGAUCGGGAUCUAACUAAAGCUGAUCUGCAGAUGGUCACCAAACUUGACCCCCUGCGAGUCUACCCCUACAGAUACCGUGCUGCUGUUCUGAUGGACAACCACAAGGAGAAAGAUGCCAUCUCGGAGCUGACCAAGGCGAUCGCCUUCAAGGCGGACCUCAACCUGCUCCACCUGCGCGCGGCCUUCCAUGAGCAUGUCGGCGACAUCUCGGGAGCCCUCCGGGACUGCCGUGCAGCGCUCUCGGUGGACCCCAACCACCAGGAGAUGCUGGAGCUUCACCACCGGGUGAACAGCCAAGAACCCUGAGCCCGUUGUUGUACAUACAGGAGGGGCUCCCAUAGCGAAAACCCAUACCAGUGUAUGUUUUGUACCAUACACAGCAAGCAGAUCACAAUGUGAGGAGAUAGUAGCCAGCCAUUUAGGUCUCUUCCCCCCCAAAACCACCAUUCCUUGUGUCCCUAAUUAGAUAUAUGAAGCUGUCCAUCAUAGCUGUCCUAUUAGUAAAUUAUUGUUGUCCUUUUGUGAUUAAGCCUUUCUAAUUGUACCCCUCCAUCCAUGUGCCCCAACCCAUGUUGCCAACAAGUUUUGACUGUCACAUGUGUAAAGGAAAUGGAAAAAAGAAAUGGAGAAGUGUAUGAUGAGCCGGUGUCAAA
This is a messenger RNA of Lolium rigidum, 3048 nucleotides long. RefSeq names its product ETO1-like protein 1. Gene Ontology annotation, biological process: negative regulation of ethylene-activated signaling pathway. NCBI's taxonomy places the organism in Eukaryota, Viridiplantae, Streptophyta, Magnoliopsida, Poales, Poaceae. The record is from RefSeq and is a predicted model, not a curated record. Gene Ontology annotation, molecular function: protein binding.